Messenger RNA from Culex pipiens pallens (northern house mosquito), 452 nucleotides. It is a transcript of the gene Dph3, whose product is annotated as diphthamide biosynthesis protein 3. Gene Ontology annotation, molecular function: metal ion binding. Gene Ontology annotation, biological process: protein histidyl modification to diphthamide. Lineage: Eukaryota; Metazoa; Arthropoda; Insecta; Diptera; Culicidae. The transcript has 2 exons. The record is from RefSeq and is a predicted model, not a curated record. Bases 177 to 446 code for a protein of 89 amino acids.
AACAAACCCAGCGUUGACAUGUGCCAACAUAACCUCACAAAAUUCAAAAAGGGUUGCUCCCACUUUCAUGCUUACAUGCAUGCAGGCCAGCGCAGUAAACAAAUUCUAUCAUGCUGGAUCGGUAGCUGGGCGGCUGCUUCGCAAAACCUUAAUUUUAGAUUAUAAGAAGAGGAACUAUGGCCGUGUACCACGACGAGGUCGAAAUCGAGGACUUUGAGUACGACGAGGAGGACGAGAUGUACUACUAUCCGUGUCCGUGCGGGGACCGGUUCCAGGUUAGCCGGGAGGAGCUGGAGGCCGGGGAGGAGGUCGCGACGUGCCCGAGCUGUUCGCUGAUCGUGAAGGUGAUUUACGACCCGGAGACGUUUCAGGCGCGCCAGGACGAGGUGGAGGUAGGCUCGUCGAAGGGGGGAUCGUCCAAGGAGAAGGAGGUUAGCAGUGAGUGAGGCGAG